Molecule: messenger RNA, 1047 nt
Organism: Akanthomyces muscarius
Lineage: Eukaryota; Fungi; Ascomycota; Sordariomycetes; Hypocreales; Cordycipitaceae
Exons: 4
Coding region: 1-1047 (348 amino acids)
Source: RefSeq, a predicted model, not a curated record
AUGCUCCAAGCAGCCAAGGAACAAGAGAAUGCACGGAUUGAAAGGCGUCGUAUAAGAGAAGGGUUCGCUGCAUCCAAAAUGAGUGCCGUGGCAGGGUUGGCGCAGCACGACGUCUGCGUGAUGUGCAAUGCGAAACACGCGACGCUAUGUGUGCAGUUCGCACAAAACAAUCAAAUUGUCCCCGUACCUUGGAACCGACAGCCCACUGGCGGGAACUAUGCGCAUCGAACACAAUCCCGUUCGUUGUCGAAACCUCGGCUCAGAUUCCUGAGUGACGGCUCCACUCCAAACAAGAGUGUCCUGCAUUCUGUGAGCACAUCUGGAAUCCCUCCCUACCCGUGGUGCGGCCCUAUUGUCGCGCUUCGAACUAUGCCAUGUGGAUCGUAUGAGGAUAUCACUCUGGCUGACUUUCGACACGUUAUUGACUAUCUCAUGAGAUUUGGGACGACGGAAACGAGAGAAAGCUCCAGUCAGCCUGACUAUUGUCCGCCAGGAGAUAUUCGCGGUGUAAAGAUUUGCUGCUAUGGGGAAAAACGGCUCCAUGGCUCCGAGCGGUUUGUCUCUGUUGACGUCCCGAGGGCGCAUCCCAUUCGGUUGAAUGAUGACCAAGGAUCUGUAUCGCCAAUUUCCAAACUACUUGGUAUGCCCUUGACACUCUGGAAAUAUCCGGAGCUUCGUCAUUGGCUCGACCCACCUGGAUGGACAGGCGACAUGUGCGCCGAGAGCAACGAUUACGCGGCAAUUCUGAUGAGGGAGACCGAUGCAGAGAGUCCUUUCUGGGGGUUCGCUCUGCUAUACUGGAAUACAGAUCUUGGCAACGUUUUGGUUACCUGCGAGGACGACAGUGACCUUGACAUCCCCGAUGUGGAGGCAAUGUGCCGCUUCGCCAAAUACAAAGUGCAACCGUUAUUUGACAACGCUUUGGGCAGUGGUACUAUUCAACAGACGAAGCAAGAGGUUUUGGACUUCAUAAAUAAGACGAAUUUCAUGAGCUUCAAGGAUGAAAGCUUGAUGAAGAAGCCUAAGGAAGGAAGGAACGAUGAAUGA